This is a messenger RNA of Ambispora gerdemannii, 1053 nucleotides long. Lineage: Eukaryota; Fungi; Glomeromycota; Glomeromycetes; Archaeosporales; Ambisporaceae. The record is from the annotation of a GenBank genome assembly.
AUGAAUGCAUUACCACCUCUCCCAAACGAACUGCGAUUUAUUAAUUCGUAUCUUCAAAAAGGGCAAGAAUUGCAAACAAGGGAGCCUGUUAUUGCUUAUUAUUGUAAUUAUUACGCGGCCAAACUUGCAAUUAGCAAAGGAUCGAAAACUAAAGAGAGCAAAGUAUUUCUUGCGACGUUGUUGGAUGUACUUGAGGCAGAAAAGAAGGGUCUUAAUGAACACGAAGCAAUCAGCAACGACAUGGCGGGAUCAGCAUACGUGGAAAAUUUUGGACUAAAAAUUUUCUUGAAUGCUGAUAACGAAGAUCGUGCUGGAAAAGCUACAAAGAAAACAGCCAAAAAUUUUCUGGUCGCUUCGAUGUUUCUAGAAUUAUUAAAGAUUUUCGGAGAAAUCGAGACUGAGAUUGAAGAAAAAAUCAAAUACGCAAAGUGGAAAGCUGCCAAUAUAGUCAAAGCAAUAAAUAGUGGACAAACACCAGUUCCCGGUCCACCAGGCGGUGAACCAGAACAAACAAUAUUAGGUGGUGGUGGUGAUCAAAUACAAAACGAAACGCCUAACUUUGAUCAAUUUCCCUCUGCUCCAUUAUCUUCAUCUACAGUUUUACCUGUUAUUUCUUCACCCACUACACUCGAUAAUAAUACCAAUAAUGCUAAUAAUGUCCCAGAUCCUUGGUCAAUAUUUCCUUCACCACCUACUCAAGAGAGUAACAUCAUCAACAAUAUUAAUAAUCAUCAACAGCCACCAGUUAGCACGCAGCAUUUUGAUGCUACUUCGGCGACAAUACAUAAUAAUCAUGGUCAACCUACAAAUACAGACCCCGAACGGAUUCGGGCACCACCACUUCCUCCCAAAAAUAUUUCUUCGCAUGUCGCGGUUGCACCACCUUCUCAACAACAGCUCACACAAAUUCCUUUAGAGAUUGACGCAGACACUAUUGCAAUUGUUCAGAAACAUUCAAAAUGGGCGAUCAGCGCACUCAAUUAUAAUGACAUAAAGACUGCUAUAGAAAAUUUACAAAAGGCUGUUGUGCUAUUGGAACCUUAUAAUAAGUGA